ACCUUUCCCCGUGUAUCGUGCACCGUGAACGAGAGUUAGAAAUAGAAUCUAUCCGAGCCUAAAAAGCUCGUUACAAUUAUAUUACCAUCGCCAAGCAUCGGUUCAUCGUUUGCGUGAGAAGAAGGCAUGCUGCUGUACCCCCGUACCCCGUGCUCAAGACAGUGUCAACCUGCAGGCAAACAGUGCCGUGACUCGAUCAGAAUACGUAACGCCACCCGGCAUCCUUUGGAACGGCUGUAGAUAAAGUUUAGUUUAGAGCGAAAAGGUGUUGUGUUCAAAAUUGUAUCAUAAGUGUGUGUGUGCGUGUGCUCCUCUAGAAAGUGGAUAAAAAAUCACAACAGUGCGAGCCGAAAAUAAGUGUAUCGAUACAACCGUAAGCGAAUAAGUGUGUGACAAAACGGGCUUCGAUAGGAAAUGGCACGAAAACCCAUCACGGCAGGGAGCUCGAAAAUCGCGUGUUAACGCCAACCGGCCGAGCGUUUGCUCGCACCGCAUGCAGCACCGCCGAAUGCAGCAGACACCUUUAGCAGCGCGCCCAGGACGGUGAUAUAUCGGCAGGCAAGAUGUCGCAACGCGAUUUUUCAGAGAACGAACCGGAAGGUACGCCGGAACUGCCCGCGGCCAACAGGGCCCUCUUCCUGGAGAAGGUGCGCCAGUCAAAUACCGCGUGCCAGAAUGGUGACUUCAGUACCGCCGUCCAGCUGUACACGGACGCGCUCGGGCUGGACCCGGGCAAUCACAUCCUCUACAGCAACCGGUCGGCCGCCCGGCUGAAGCAGGGCCAGUUUGCGCUCGCCCUUCAGGAUGCGACCCGCGCCCGCGAACUGUGCCCGCAGUGGCCGAAGGCGUACUUCCGGCAAGGCGUCGCGUUACAGUGUCUCGGUCGGUACGGGGAAGCGCUGGCAGCGUUCAGUGCCGGGUUGGCUCAGGAUCCCAACAGCAAGCAGCUGCUGGCCGGGCUGGUGGAGGCUUCGAUCAAGAGCCCGCUCCGACACGCACUCGAACCCACGUUCCAGCAGCUGAAAGCGAUGAAGCUCGAUCAGUCACCGUUCGUGGUGAUUUCCGUGGUGGGACAGGAGUUGCUCGGUGCCGGUCAGUAUCAUGCCGCCGUAACCGUGCUCGAGUCGGCACUGCGAAUAGGUUCGUGUUCGUUGAAGCUGCGCGGUUCCGUCUUUUCGGCGCUCAGUUCCGCCCAUUGGGCGCUAAACCAGCUAGACAAAGCGAUCGCUUACAUGCAGCAGGAUCUGGCCGUUGCCAAGAGCCUGGGUGAUACGGCCGGAGAGUGUCGAGCGCACGGGAACCUUGGGUCGGCCUACUUCAGCCAGGGCUCGUACAAGGAGGCGCUCACGUCCCACCGCUACCAGCUAGUGCUGGCGAUGAAGUGCAAGGACACGCAGGCGGCUGCGGCCGCCCUUACCUCGCUCGGCCACGUGUACACCGCCAUCGGGGACUAUCCGAACGCGCUUGCCUCACACAAGCAGUGCGUGCAGUUGGUGAAGCAGAUGGGCGAUCGGUUGCAGGAAGCGCGCGAGAUCGGUAACGUCGGUGCCGUGUACCUGGCGAUGGGUGAGUUUGACUCCGCGGUCGACUGCCACACCCAGCAUCUGAGGCUUGCCCGCAAGCUGGGCAAUCAGGUGGAGGAGGCACGAGCGUACAGUAAUCUCGGCUCGAGCUACCACUACAAGCGCAACUUUACCCAAGCCAUCACCUACCACGAGAGUGUUCUACGGAUCGCGCAACAGCUCGGCGAUCGUGCGAUAGAGGCGCGAGCGUACGCCGGCCUCGGACAUGCGGCCCGCUGCGGUCAUGACUUUGUGCAGGCGAAACGGUGGCACGAGAAGCAGCUAGAGAUGGCCCUGGCGGCACGGGACAAGGUGGGCGAAGGACGGGCCUGUUCCAAUUUGGGCAUCGUGUACCAGCUGUUGGGAGAGCAUGAUGCGGCACUGAAACUACACCAGGCGCAUCUUACCAUCGCGCGACAGCUGCAGGACAAGGCCGGUAUGGGCCGUGCGUACGGCAACAUUGGCAACGCGUACUCAGCGGCCGGAUACUACGAGUCAGCCAUCAAAUACCACAAGCAGGAACUUAUCAUCAGCAAGGAAGUGCACGAUCGUAGCGCGGAAGCGUCCACGCACGGCAACUUGGCUGUUGCGUAUCAAGCACUCGGAGCACACGAUAUGGCGCUGAUGCACUACCGAGCCCACCUCAACAUUGCUCGCGAGCUGAAAGACACGGCCGGCGAGGCAUGCGCACUGCUUAAUCUGGGCAACUGCUUAAGCUCGAGACAAGAAUUCGCCCAAGCCGUGCCGUACUACGAGCAGUACCUGAUGCUGUCCCAAGAACUCGGCGAUGUGGCGGCCGAAGGUAAGGCGUGCCAUUUUCUUGGCUACGCACACUACUGCAUCGGCAACUACCGGGAAGCGGUACGGUACUACGAUCAGGAUCUGGCGCUCGCCAAGGAUCUGCAGAACAAGAUGAACAUGGGCCGGGCGUACUGUAACCUGGGGCUGGCACAUCUAGCACUCGGGAACACCGGUGGUGCGCUCGAGUGUCAGAAGUAUUUCCUAGCCAUCGCCCACAUGACCAACCACCUGCCGGGCAAGUUUCGAGCGCUCGGCAACAUUGGCGAUGUGUUGAUACGGAUGGGUGAUGUGGAUGAAGCGAUCAAGAUGUACCAGCGACAGCUAGCGCUCGCCCGGCAAACGCGCGAACGCGGCAUGGAGGCAGCAGCUUGUGGAGCGCUCGGACUUGCUCACCGGCUGCUCAAGAAGCUCGACAAAGCGCUCGGUUACCACACGCAGGAGCUAACGCUUCGACAGGAGAUGAGCGAUCUGCCGGGAGAGUGCCGGGCGCACGGACAUCUCGGCGCUGUGCACAUGGCACUCGGUAACUACACACACGCCGUCAAAUGCUACCAGGAACAGCUGGAACGUGCCCAGGAACUGCAGGAUUCGGCGGUCGAAGCGCAAGCAUUCGGCAAUCUAGGUAUAGCGCGGUUAAACAUGGGCCAUUACGAGGAUGCGAUCGGGUACCUCGAGCAGCAGCUCGGCACGUUGGAGCAGGUCAACACCCCAACGGCACAGCACGAUCGUGCGAGAGCUCUAGGGCAUCUGGGUGACUGCUAUGACGCGCUGGGCGAUUAUCACACCGAGGCAAUCAAGUGCCACGAACGGCACCUGCAGCUAGCCAUCGCCCUGCAGAGUCCGCGCGACCAGGAACGAGCCUACCGCGGGCUCGGCAACUGCUACAAAUCCGUCGGCAAUCUGCAGGAGGCGCUCGUGUGCCUCGAGAAACGGCUCGUGGUGUCACACGAGCUGGGUAACCCGGAAGCGAAAGCGGCUGCUUACGGCGAUCUGGGCAGCAUACACAGUGCCCUGGGCAACUUCGAGCAAGCGAUCAACUGUCUCGAGCACCAGCGUGACAUUGCCCGGGAGCUUGGCGAUCGUGUGCUUACGUCCGACGCGAUCAGUGGUCUGGGGGCAGUUUUCCAGCAGAUGGGUGACUACGACGAAUCGUUACGGUUGCACAAACAGGAUCUCGAGCUGGGCGAGACCAUCAACCACAGCACGCUGCAGGCCCGAGCAUGUGGCAAUCUCGGUUCGGUGUACGAUGCGCUCCGGAACUACACGGAAUCCGCACGGUACUACGAGAAGCAGCUAACCCUGACGUCCGAUCGGCAGACGAAGGCACACGCCUGUCUCGCGCUGGGACGCGUGUACCACUCCAUGGAGCAAGUCCCGCAGGCAGUCGGCUUUCUGCGGCAGGGUCUAGCGAUCGCCCAGUCGCUCAACAAGCUGGAGGACGAAGCGAAGCUACGCUACCGACUCGGACUGUCGCUGGUGGCUUCGGGUGAUGAUGAUGCCGCCCGGCAGCAGAUGGAAAGUGCCGCCCAGAUCCUCGAAUCCAUCCGCAGCGAUCAGGUCACACCGGAAGCUCGCACGCUGCUGUACGACCUGCAAACGUCCUGCUAUCAAACGCUGCAGCGUGUGUUGGUUGGGCUGGGCCGCACGGAGGAAGCGCUGGUCGCGGCCGAACGCUGCCGAUCGCGGAUGGGUGCCGACUCGAACCAGAGUGCGGAGAACUCGCUCAACAACCGCAAAACGCUGCUCACCUGCAGCGAGUACAUCUUCGACACGGUCAAUCGCAGCAAAACGAGCAUCAUCUACUACAGUCUCGCCGGGACCGAUCUGUACGCGUGGUUCCUGCAGCCCCAGAAGCGUAUCGUGCGCUUCCACGCGACCAAACUCGACGAACAGACGCUGCCGAUGAUGAAGAAGAAGGCACUGAUGGGACCGGCCGGAACGGGACCGUCGGACAAAAAGGCGGAAGAAGCGUCCGCCGGGGAAAACAGUCUGCUGGAGCAGUACAUCAACUACGUGAGGGAUUGUUUGGGUGUGAAUUCGGGCAGUGUGCUGCAGGAGGGUGACGGUAGCGGGUGGAAGUCGUCGAACGAGAACCUGAUCGAUGACUUCACGAACGAGCGGGCCGGCUUUCUGCGCAUGGUGAACCGGAAUCAUUUGCUCAACUCGAGCAACUACUCGCUGAGCUCGCUGUUCAGUCUCGGCAGUGUCGGUGGCUCCGUUGCCAGUCUGCAGGGUUCAACAAGGUCUAUUGGAAGCCUGCAGGGAUCCACACGGUCGAGACGAUCGAACAUGCUGCCACCGUGGCAAGGGCCGUCCUGUUUGCACGUCCUCUACAACCUGCUGUUGGCUCCUUUCGAGGAUCUGCUGCCAGACAUUAGCACAACUGCUCGUAUCGGGCGCCGUGAGUUGAUUCUGGUGCUGGAGAAGGAACUCUACCUGGUCCCGUUCGCUAUCCUCCGCAGUGGUGACGAAGAUGGCGAAUAUCUCUCGGAACGCUGCUCGCUGCUCACCGUCCCGUCGUUGCACACGCUACGCCAGAAAAGUCGCAUCAAAACGCGUGAACCAGCUGAAGGACUCAACAGUGCCCUCGUGAUCGGUGGACCCAAGAUACCGUCCUCACUGUCGGAGACCUGGGGCUGGUCCGAUUCUCCAGCCUCGCUGCAGGAAGCGGCCAUGGUGUCGGACAUGCUCAACACGAAACCGCUCGUCAGUUCGAGCGCCACCAAAGAGUCGGUCGUUUCCGAGCUGCCGGCGGCCGAAUGUGUUCACUUUGCGGCCAACGUUAGCUGGAAGCUGGGCGCGGUAGUACUCAGCCCCGGCGAGGUGCUCGAUUCACAGUCCCAGAAGCGGUUCUACCCGAACGCCGGUGGUGAGCUGCUGGGCGGUGACAACGACGAAGAGACGACCGAUCUGUCCACCUCGAACAUGGAGAUACCUCCGCUGUCCGACUUUAUCCUUAGCGCUGCGGAUCUACUCUCGAUGAAGCUGACCGCGAAGCUGGUCGUGCUGAGCUCGUACCACUCCGUCGAACCUAUCACCGGCUGCGGAGUGGCUAACUUGGCCGGCAGCUGGCUGUUUGCCGGAACGGGUGCCGUACUCGUAUCGCUCUGGCCCGUCCCCGAAACGGCAGCCAAAAUCCUGCUGCGCGCCUUCUACUCAGCCCUGCUCCAGGGAACGCGUGCCGCACGAGCACUGGCAGAAGCGAUGCAAACCGUGCAGCACACCAAACACUUUGCCCACCCGGCGAACUGGGCCGGCUUUAUACUGAUCGGUGGCAACGUGCGACUCUCGAACAAGGUCGCGCUGAUCGGGCAAGCGCUCUGCGAGCUGAUGCGCACCCCGGACAAGUGUCGCGACGCAUUGCGCGUGUGUCUGCAUCUGGUGGAGAAGAGUCUGCAGCGCAUUCACCGUGGCCAGAAGAACGCCAUGUACACCACGCAGAAGAGCAUCGACAACAAGGCGGGCCCGGUCAGCGGAUGGAAGGAUCUGCUGAUGGCGGUCGGAUUCCGGUUUGAACCAGCCGCCAACGGUAUCCCGUCCAGUGUGUUCUUCCCGCAGAGCGACCCGGAAGAUCGAUUGUCGCAGUGUUCGGCUAGCUUGCAGGCCCUGCUCGGGCUGUCCCCGACCACGCUCCACGCCCUGUCGAAGUUGGUGCAUGGCGCUGAAAUUGCGGACGAGAUUAUCGGUGUGAUGCGGAACGUGGUGGCUCAGUUCCCGUCGAAGGCGACCGAUAACGAGAGUGCAAUCGAUGUGCCGCUCAGCGUACGGCUGUGGCGUGUGUCCGGCUGUCACGAACUGCUCGCAUCGCUCGGCUUCGAUCUGAUGGAGGUGGGGCAGGAUCAGGUGACGCUGCGCACGGGCAAACAGGCAAACAGGCGCAACUGUCAGUUCGUGCUGCAGGCGCUGCUGGCACUGUUCGACACGCAGGAAGCUCCGAAAAGCCUCGGAAUCGAGUCGAGCAGCAGCUCGGAAUCGCUGAACGAGGAGGAAGAAUCCGACGAGCAGGGCACGCAUCAGCAACAAUCCAUCCAGCAGCAGGCGCAACAGCAAUCCCAGCAACAGUCCACCCAACAGCAGCAGCAACAGCAGCAGCAGCAGCAGCAGCAACAGUCUACGCAGCAGUCGCAACAGGUCCAGCAGCAGCUGAAGGCGUCCUCCUCCGGUGCGAGUCCAACACCGACCAGUGGCGACUCACAGCAACGGAGCAUCUCGCCGGCCGUGACGGUAAAAUCGCAAACCAGCUACAACUUCUCCCGACCACCGUUGCCACUGCGACGCGUCCCGUUCCUGAGCACCCGCAGCGCCUUCAUCUCGUACGUCCGGCGUCGCGGUGAACCGGACGGUGGCCAGACCGACAGUGCGCAGUCCGUUUCGGGCGGAAAUCCCGUCCCGAAUGGAAACGUGCUCGAUACGAGCCUCGCCAACACCACCGACAGUGAGCUAUCCGAUGGCUAUACCACGCAGCAGAUUCUGCUCAAAAGUGACCACCUCGCGAAGGGGCUCGGGUACUCGAGUUUGCGCGGCACGAUCAAGGUGUCCCGACCGGGCGGUGGUGGCGAAAGUGAUGCCGCCUUCACGCCAAGCCCGCCGGUUACGAUCCAGAACGUGGAUCAGAACGUGUCGCUGGCGUUGGCCCACCAGACACGCAUCAAGAAUCUCUACACCAACAAUGGCAACGUGCACGGUGGGAUGGCGGGUGCGAUGAACGGUGGUGUCCACGGUCCAGCAGCAUCUGCGCUCGGUGCGGGAGGAUACACGCUGCCGGACACUCUUCGCGAUGGUGUCCAUCAUCAUCCGAAUCCGAGUCAUCAUCGCCGGCCGGAUAGUUCCAGUUCUGCCAGCUCGGCGACGGAUUGGGAAGGGUCGGGCCAUGCGACUGUGUUGCGACGGGCGGCCCACCAAGGCCAUCACUUACCGCCACUGCCACCACCCCGACAGACGCUCCCAAUGGUGGAGAGUCUACGGCCGCUGGCACCGCUUGCUCCGGUGUACAACAACAUCAACGGAUCGGUCGGUCCUGCCGUGGGUCCGGCAGGCAAGAGCUCCGUCCCGAACGGUGGACAGAAAUCGCUCUCGGUCCUCGAGUCAACCAGUUCCGAUUCCGAGUUUGAACGAUCGUUCGAUCUGCCGGCCGGAUCGUCCAAUGCGGCCUCCAUCAGUAGCAAGCUGACGUCGUUGGCCCACAGCCUUCAGAGUAUGCGGACGCGCAACAAGCUGAAGCUAGGUCCUCAACCGCACGGACAGCAUCUCCAGCAACAGCAGCAACAGCAGCAACAGCAACAACAACAGCAGCAACAUCAACAACUCCACGGUCAACAGCAUCAUCACGGUGCGUCCAGCGGGUCCUCCACAACGACGAUGUCCCGCUCGAAGCUUCCAGUCGAUCAGUUUGGAUUCCUCGAUCGACUCAGCUGCCGGACGGAGAUAUCUUCCUCCGCCACGCUCGCCAGCCACGUUGCACCUCCCAGGAAACCGCUCUCGACCCUGCCGGACGAUGAGCGCACACUGAACCUGAACGCCAACAAGCUCUACUUCUCCCCGACCGAUGCCGAGAUGCUUCCGCUGGCGGAAGCGUCCCCAUCGGAUCUGGGUCUGGGCGCCAAACCGCACGCCCCAUCCAUGGGACAGCCGAUGGUGGGAUCGUCCGGUGGCACACUGGGCGUUCCGGGAGCUUCCAGCAAAGACGGCUCCAAAUCCAACCAGAAAACGAUCCAGGACUCGAUCCUGCGACACAUGUCCCGCGAGAUGACGCCAACCAUCUCGGAAGUGUACCACGAACGCAACAUCGGGCUCGGACUGGCCCCAUCGCUGUCGAAGCUGCUGCUCAGCAAGAACUACGACGAAUCGCCCGAUCUCGGCAAGGGUAGCAACACGGUGACGGUGGUAGCAACUUCCGCCGCGGCAGCCGCUUCCCUGCUCAACAAACCGAGUGCCGCCCUGACCGUGGGCAAUCUGGCCGAAGCGAUGAACGAGAUCGAGAUGAACGCAACCACCUCCAGCAAGCUGGACGAAGGCGCCUGCGGCAUCUGUCACUCGCCGUCCGAUCUGCUGUGUGGAUGCAGUGCCACCUCCACCGUAGCGGCCGUCGCCGCCAUGACAGCAGCACUGGGGGCCAACACAAUGGCAAAGAAAUCGAGCUCCAACAAACCCUGGCUCAGCAACGUGUCGCCCAACAUCGUGAAGGCGAGCGAUCUUACCACCGCCGACAUACUCGAGCAGCAGAAGCAACUCAAAUCGUCCGUCAGCAGUGGGCUUACCAGCAAUCUGUCCUCCUCUACGGAAAACUCGCUUUCGACCGUGGUGAAACGGAGCGGGUCACCGUUUUCCGACCUAUCGCGACGCGACGAAGGGGACGGCCGGAGUGUCGCCGAUUCGCAGUGCUCCGGUAGCUUCCGAACGGACAUUACCGGAUCCACGGUAACUAACUCCAAGAGUCAGCAGCAGCAGCAGCAGCAGCAGCAACAGAAGCAACAGCAGCUACAACCACCACAACAACUACCAUCACAGCAGCCCGGCGGUGGAGAUCCGAACGGGUCAUCUGUACCGUCGUCCGGCCCCAUGACAACCACGACUACCGUAACGCAGCAACGCGGAAAAUACAUCAUCGAUACGUGAGACCGCAUGUCCGAUAGGCGCGUGUAUUAACUCAGCAGGCCAUUUUGUAUGAGUGUGACUAGACUAGACUAGAAGAUCCGACUGACAGAUAGAGUGUGUGUGUGUGUGUGUAAAUAAUUUUUAACGUUUGCGAGUGAUUAGUGUAAAAAUACGGAACGAGUUAAACAAUAAGAGUAGCAUUUUAACCUUCACCCCACCAAUACCAUUUUGUACAGGUACAGGAAGUUGUAUUUGAAACCCCCCGUACAGACACGACGGACGGAUAUUAUUAACUACAGUUUAACAUGAUAUUUAUGUUCGGCUGCUGUACCACCACACGACGUACUUGAACGUUGCGUUAAGUUAUUAAAUCAUAACGGGUGGAUCGAUUCCAUCGAAUUUUAUAAAAACAAA
This is a messenger RNA of Anopheles stephensi (Asian malaria mosquito), 9371 nucleotides long. RefSeq names its product tetratricopeptide repeat protein 28. The record is from RefSeq and is a predicted model, not a curated record. Gene Ontology annotation, molecular function: protein binding. NCBI's taxonomy places the organism in Eukaryota, Metazoa, Arthropoda, Insecta, Diptera, Culicidae. The transcript has 6 exons. Bases 564 to 8978 code for a protein of 2804 amino acids.